This is a messenger RNA of Coprinopsis cinerea okayama7#130, 1263 nucleotides long. RefSeq lists its product as hypothetical. Lineage: Eukaryota; Fungi; Basidiomycota; Agaricomycetes; Agaricales; Psathyrellaceae. Bases 1 to 1263 code for a protein of 420 amino acids. The record is from RefSeq and is a predicted model, not a curated record. The transcript has 6 exons.
AUGACUGCAAGCGCGACACUCGCCUUCACCGGCUUCAUCCCUGUCCCAACUGUACUCGAUUCAGACCAAGAGUACAACCCCUUUCCUCACGUCGUGGCGCCCUAUGUUGGAGCAGUAUUUAUGGAAACCUUCCUUUAUGGAAUUUGCUGUGUUUUAUUCAGCAUCUGCGCCUACGUCCUCAUCCGCCGACAGAAAGCCCUUCACUGGGUCCUCCUCGUCUUCGCCAUCGCCAUGUUCGCCCUUGCAACUGCCGACAUGACAUAUACCUUUUACAUCUUCUUCUCGAAGAUCUUGUCGGGAGGGCUGACGUUCAACACCCUGUACCCCAAAUACGUGAUGUUCGUGACCAAUACUGUUCUAGCCGAUACGCUACUGCUCUACCGAUGCUAUGUGGUGUGGGGAUCAAGAAAACGGAUCAUUGCUGGUCCCGCUGUCCUGCUCGUGGCCGCCACAGUCUGCGGCUAUCUAUUCGAAGGAGCUUCAAUACACCUAUUCAAACACGCUUGGGUUUACCUAGCACUCACCUUCUCGCUCAACGUCAUCUUGACCGGUUUGACUGCUGGAAGGAUCUGGUACAUCUCACGUCGUGCAAAGGGCAUUGUGGGCGAUGGUCUGCUUAAGCGAUAUAAUGCCAGUAUCGCAAUCCUUAUCGAAUCUGGCAUGAUCUACUCGGUUUACAUGACCCUCGACCUCGCAUUCCACAACAACGCCUCAGCCAGUGCAAUCCUCGAUGCCGGUCUAAUUCAAGUAGUCGGUAUUGUCCCAACUCUUAUCAUUGUCCAAGUAGGACUUGGCCGCGCCGUGCACGAGAUCGAAGAGGAGGCCCAAUCCCGGAUGGAGUCGAGCAAAGCUCACAAUAGCCGGUCAUUCAGCUUCGACGGCGCCGCGCGCACCCAACGUUCCUCUCUCAACUCGUCUCAUGGCAUCCGGAGCCACCGCGGCUCCAACGCAACCCUCAGCCCCGAGCUCGCCGAGCACCGUCGGUCGUUCAGAAGCACGCGUAGUGCACGAAGCUACGCCUCCGGGAAUCGCAGAACUGGAGCUGGAGUGUACGAUCUGACCAACUUGAGCCCCACUCAGGAUUCGUACACCCUUCCCAGCUCCCCGAGGUCCCUCCCUCCAAGCCCGGUCGUACUGACUAAGCCUGAACUCAGUCGGAGCGUCGAUGGAAAGAUUUAUCAAGCUUUUGUUGAACCUAUUUCCUUGGUUAACUCGAGAGAUUCUUCGAGGACUUUGGACGAUGAUCGAUUGCCCCCUGUUUGA